Pseudo-nitzschia multistriata is the source of this 955-nucleotide messenger RNA. The record is from the annotation of a GenBank genome assembly. NCBI's taxonomy places the organism in Eukaryota, Bacillariophyta, Bacillariophyceae, Bacillariales, Bacillariaceae.
CACACAGCGUACGUAAGAAAGUCUGCUCCGCGCAGCGUUCACGAGGGUGCGGUUUGGUGCAGUACGUCACGGCACGGAAAGCUCUAGAGUGGUGUGUGGAGGGUUACGAAACCAUCCAUCUAGGAUCGAUCUAUCAAUCAAUGAAUCCACUGUUUAGAAGUAAAAACUUCCGGUCCAUUCGUUAACAAUGUCCAACAUUGGCUUUUGUUCAAUAGCGGUGGCGAAAAUAAGAGAAAUCAGACCCAACAUAGCCAAGCGUCCGUUGAUGAUUUCGGCUUCCUCCGUGAGGCCAGUCUUGAAUUCUGGCAUGUAUCCGAAAGGCUUGGAGUUUCGUUCCAUCGACUUUUCGUAUGACUCGUCAUCAGGAUCCAACAAAAGGGAAUCUCCGAAAGGUAGUGGGCAGAUUGUGGCCAUGAGUGAGAUGGCAAAGAAAUGCAUGUUAGCGGCCAAAAUAAUGGCACGUCCUUGCGUGAUGGUUCCCUUUCCGGUAAUGGUGGCGAGGGUACCCCAUUCCUUAAGGUCCAAAGGAACGUCCAUGUUGGGGAUCAAUCCGUGUCCCUUAGCGUAGGCAGUGGCGCAGAUGAAGAACCAUCCGAACAUGGCGUGACGUCCAUUCCACUUCUCGGCGUGGACAGAAGGUCCCCAUCCAUACUUAGCAAGGGGCGCAAAUUCUUCUUCCCAUCGUGCCUGGGCCUCUUCGUAAACCUCAGGGUUGGCGAUGUUCAAGCUAGUGGCGGCAAUGAAUAGAGGGCAAGCACAAAAAGAAGCAACAAAAACUCAUGAGGUUGCGGUCGUUGCGAGUCUGAACAAGAUACACGAUAGAAACACCGCCACUUGCAGGAAUGUAUACGAAUGAAACAGCGAACUCCUUACCUGCUGCUUUUGAGGGAUGUGGCUGGCUUCGCAGGGGCGAAGGCACUAGCGCCUCCGACGCUAAGAAAAAGAGUUACAAGAG